Ctenocephalides felis (cat flea) is the source of this 2114-nucleotide messenger RNA. RefSeq names its product ER membrane protein complex subunit 1-like. Lineage: Eukaryota; Metazoa; Arthropoda; Insecta; Siphonaptera; Pulicidae. The transcript is spliced from 11 exons. The record is from RefSeq and is a predicted model, not a curated record. The coding region runs from base 73 to 1935 and encodes 620 amino acids. Gene Ontology annotation, biological process: protein folding in endoplasmic reticulum. Gene Ontology annotation, cellular component: EMC complex.
AAUAAUAAACUAUACAAGAUCCGAAAUAAUGCUUUUGUACAAACACCAAUUACAUAUCAAAUCGGUGAUUCUAUGGUGUCAUUAAUCAUUAAUGGUGAAGAAAUCAUUUUGAAGUCAUUCAUUGAUAAAUCAAAGAUACUGCAUUUAGUUGGAAACACUGAAAGUGAGCAAGUGACUAUUGGUCAAUCAAUUCCAUAUCCACAAAACUUUUCAACUCCCAAAAUUGCUGAUGUUUUUUGUUUGCAAAAGGGCCAGAAAUUUUUGUGUAGUACUUUAUAUCAUACAGAUGACAAUGUUGUGUUUCUUAAAACACCUGAAAAAAUUUCUUGGUAUCGUGAAGAAUCAUUAUCAGAUGUGACAGCUGUUAGAAUGAUGGAUCUUCCGUUAACUGAAGAUAGCUUGCAGGAUGCUGUUCAAAAAGCUAGCGAUUCAUUGGAAAUGUUUAGAAAAAGACUGUUACUUCAGGUUGUCCAUUUUAAACAUUUUCUUAUAUCUUUAUUUGGUGCAGAUUCUUCAAAAUUACAGAGAGAAAACUUAGUACGAGAUUCCUUUGGUUUACAUAAAAUUAUUAUUAUUGUUACAAGUGUGGGCAAGGUAUUUGGUAUAGACAAUAUUGAUGCUACAAUUCAUUGGUCACGAUAUAUUCCAGCGUUAGCCAAAAAACGGGACGAUUUUCAUAUAGAAUUAAUUGAACAAAGAACAACUAAAUAUUCUCCUCAUGAAGCACAGUGUGCCAUUAUAGGAAAUAAUCAAAUUAACAGAAAUGGAUUUAUUUUUCAAUUCAAUCCUAUUAAUGGGCAAGAUAUUGGAAAUGGAUUCAUAAAUCUGCCUUAUGUAAUUAGGCAAUAUACAUUACUUGCUGAAAAUGAAGAUUUUCUCAAACCAUUGCUUAUAUUAGAUGAUAAUAAUUUGCCUCAUGUACAUCCUGAGAAGGAUAAAAAAUUAGCUGUUGGCACAUACAUGUAUACAAUUAGUAAACAAUCUGGUGUUGCUAAUGGAUUUAUUAUGGAAAUCCAGAAGGACCUUUUAGUUGCUUUGCCUGUAUGGUCUCUACAACUAACAAUGCCAGAUCAUAUUGUGUCACAUAUUGCUUCAAAAAAUUUGAUUGAGCGUGUUAACUCUCAAGGAAGAGUUUUAGCAGAUCGUUCAGUACUUUAUAAGUAUCUCAAUCCUAAUUUGGUGGCUGUUGUGACACAAGGACCAGAUCCUAUGCAUAAAAGUGUCAUGAAUGUUAUACUAUUAGAUGUAGUUUCUGGUAAAAUCAUAUCAUCCACAUCUCACAUUCGUGCUAAGGAGCCUAUUCAUAUAGUACAUUCUGAAAAUUGGCUAGUGUAUUCGUAUUUCAAUGAGAAAAGUAGACGAACAGAAAUUGGUACUAUGGAAAUGUAUGAGGGAAAAUCCCAACCCAAUACAACGAUAUGGAGUUCUUAUAAAUCAGCACAGCCAAUGGUCGAGAAACAGACUUACAUAUUUCCAGGGCAAGUUGAAGCACUGCGAGAAACAAUCACUAUAAGAGGAAUCACUGCUAAACACGUAUUAAUUGGUACCAGCUUCGGUAGCAUUUUAGAAAUGCCUUGGAUAUUUUUGGAUCCUCGACGUCCUGUCACAAUCACAGGUGAAGCUAGAGAUGAAGGUGUUCUGCCAUAUAUGCCUGAAUUACCAAUGCCAAGUGAAGGCAUUGUUAAUUACAACAAAUCAAUAGAAAAAAUUAAAGACAUUGUAGCUGUACCCAGCGGGUUAGAGUCUACCUGUUUAGUUUUGGUUCAUGGUUUAGAUAUGUUUUAUACAAGAGUUGCCCCAUCACAAACAUUUGAUCUUCUUAAAGAAGAUUUCGAUUACUGGAUGAUAAUGAUAGUAUUGAGUGUAUUGACAGUCACUGUUUUCACGAGCAAACAUUUGGCAAACCGUAGGGCCUUACGGCAAGCGUGGCAUUGAUUAAUAAGUAAUUAGUGGAUUGUUAAUAGUUAUAAUGUAAUUUGUACUGAUCACACUCACCAGUAAGUCAUUGUGUUAGACUGAUUUAAAAUUCAUUACUGAUCAAUAGAACCACAAUUUUAAAAUAUCUGUCAAAAAGUUAAAUUAUUAAUAAUGGCUGUACAUUUAUUACAAAUGUG